AUGGAGCUGCAGCUACUGAGGAAGGGAGGGAGACCGAAAGGGUUUCCCGCGAAGGUUUGCUUUGCCCCGGGGAUCGUGGGGUGCCCCGAGCCAACGCCCGCGCCCAAAGCGGGGCCCCCCGAGUGGGGUGGGGGGGAGGGAGGGGCAGGGGCCCGGCCCCCCGGCUCAGCGCCUCCCCCGCUCCUGCCCCCCGCCCGUGGGCCCCCAGCCCUGCCCGAGCCCCGCCUCGCGGUGAGCCAGGGGCGGGCCGGAGGCGCCGGGGGCGGCCCCGAGGCGGGGAGCGGCCCCAGCCGCGGAAGCGCCGCCCCGGACCGGGGCCCAGGGACCGGUCAGCCCCGGCCCGGGGCCGCGCCCCUGGGGGGCGGGCCCCGGGUCCCCGGGAACCGCCCCGUCCCCCCGGGCCCGGCCGCCACCGAGCGUCCCAGCCGGGCCGGACCGAGCUUCAGGAUCCCAGCGGCGCCGGUGGGGAAAAGGCGGGGGGAAGCGGCCCCGCGGGGCCCCACAGGGGGCCCGCGGGGCCCCCCAGGCCCCAGCGGGGCCCAAGGGGCCACAGCCCCCACCCCCGCGGGGCCCCAGCGGGCUCCGGGGGCCGAGCCCCGCGGGGCCGGGCGGCCCCAGGGGGCCGAGCGGGCCCCAGGGGACCAGCGGGGCCCACAGCGGGGCCGGGCCGAGCGGGCCUCACAGGGGGCCCCACAGCGGGGCCGAGGUGGGGGGCCCCGGGGGCCACCCCGCGCCACGGGCCCACAAGGGGGGCCGGCCCCACAGCGGGCCCGCGGCCCCAGGGGUCACAGCGGGGCCGAGGCCCCCCCAGGGCCCAACGGGCCCGCCCCCAGGGCCCCCACCGGGCCCAGGGCCCCGCCGGGGCCCACAGCGGGCCACGGGGGCCCCCGGGCCCCAGGGGGCCCCCCGGGGGCCCCUCCCGGGCCCCCAGGGGCCCACAGGGGGCCCACGGGGCCCCACACGGGGCCGGGGCCCACAGGGGGGCCCCCAGGGGGCCCCACAACCAGCCGGCUCCCCAGCGGGCCCCUCCCGGGGCCCACAGGGCCACAUGGGCCCAGCCGGGCCACAGGGGCCCCAGCGGGCCUACGGGGCCCCACAGGGGCCCCCCAGGGGCCCCGCCCCGGGGCCAAAGGGGCCCCAGGGGCCACAGCGGGGGCCGAGCGGGCCCCCCCAGGGGGGCCCCCCCCCGCGGGGCCUAAGGGGCCCAAGGGGCCCCAUGCCCAGCGGGCCCGCGGGGCCGGCGGGCCCAGGGGGCUCACAGCGGGCCCCGGGGCCGAGGGGCCCACAGGGGCCCCAGGGGGGCCCCCUACAGGGGUCCCCUCAGUCGGGCCCCACAGCCCCCAGGGCCCUAAGGGGCCGAGGGGCCCCACAGGGGGGCCGAGGGGGCCCCCGCGGGGGGCCGGGGGCCCACAGGGGCUCACAGGGGGCCGAGGGGCUCGGGGGCCCAGCGGGCCUCCAGGGGCCUCCAGCGGGCCAGCGGGCCAAGGGGCUCCCCACAGGGGCCCGGGCCUCCAGGGGGGGCCCCCACAGCCGGGGACCCGCGGCCCUCCAGGGGGCCCUCCCCGGGGGCCCCCACAGGGGCCCCAAGCGGGGCCCACAGGGGCCGGGGGCCCCCAGGGGCCCCAAGCCCCAGGGCCCCCUCCCAGCCCAGCGGGCCCACGGGCCCCACAGGGGGCCCAGCGGGGCCCGGGGGCCCCAGGGGCCCCACAAACCCAGCGGGCCCUGCCAGGGCCCAGCCCUCCAGGGGCCCCAGGGGGGCCCCUACAGUGGGGCCCCACGGGCCCGGGGGGGGCCCACGGGGCCCCAGCGGGGCCCCCCCCCAGCGGGGCCCAGCGGGGCCCCCAGGGGCCCCCAGCCCCAGGGGGGCCCCCCUCCAGGGGGCCCGGGCCCGGGGCCCCACCCCUUUCCCAGGGGUGCCCCGGGGCCCCCACCCGGGUUCCCCUUUCACACCCCACCUAA
Molecule: messenger RNA, 1959 nt
Organism: Sarcophilus harrisii (Tasmanian devil)
Lineage: Eukaryota; Metazoa; Chordata; Mammalia; Dasyuromorphia; Dasyuridae
Product: collagen alpha-1(I) chain-like
Exons: 2
Coding region: 1-1959 (652 amino acids)
Source: RefSeq, a predicted model, not a curated record